Molecule: messenger RNA, 6009 nt
Organism: Gopherus flavomarginatus (Mexican gopher tortoise)
Lineage: Eukaryota; Metazoa; Chordata; Testudines; Testudinidae
Gene: ITGB6
Product: integrin subunit beta 6
Exons: 16
Coding region: 147-2516 (789 amino acids)
Biological process (GO): cell-matrix adhesion; cell adhesion mediated by integrin; integrin-mediated signaling pathway
Cellular component (GO): cell surface; focal adhesion; integrin alphav-beta6 complex
Molecular function (GO): integrin binding
Source: RefSeq, a predicted model, not a curated record
UGUUAAGUUCCAUAACCAUGUUGAAGUUGCUUUUAUGCACAGCCUGUCGUCUUUACCUAUUCAGGUAGCUUUUGUUUUCUUUGUAUUAAUGUUCUGUCCUGGUAUUUUGGAAGUUUCUCUUCAGACCAGUCCAGAACUGAAAACGAAUGGGGAUUGUAUUGCUUUUCCUGUUCUUUCUAUUUCUGCUAAGAAAUAACAAUGUACAAGGAAAUUGUUCUCCAGGGAGUGCAGUGACUUGUGAAGAUUGUUUGCUUUCUGGACCACAGUGUGCUUGGUGUUCUCAAGAGAAUUAUACAGACUCAUCUGGAAUUCACGGAAGGUGUGAUGCUCCAGAAAAUCUUUUGUCAAAAGGAUGUCAGUUGAAAUUUAUUGAAUUUCCCAUUUCUAAAGUAGAAAUUCACAAAAAUAAGCCCCUUAGCAUAGGAAUCCAGAAGAAUAACUCUGAUGUCACACAGAUUUCCCCUCAAAAGUUAACUUUUAGACUGCGACCAGGAAAUGAAGAAACAAUAGAAAUUAAAGUUCGCCAGACUGAAGAUUAUCCAGUUGAUCUCUAUUACCUCAUGGACCUUUCUGCUUCCAUGGAUGAUGAUCUGAAUACAAUAAAGGAAUUAGGCUCAACUCUUUCCAAAGAAAUGUCAAAACUAACAAGCAACUUUAGACUGGGCUUUGGGUCUUUUGUUGAAAAACCAGUUUCACCAUUCAUCAAAACCACGGCUGAAGAAAUAAACAACCCUUGCAGAAGUGUUCCACGUGAUUGCUUACCUACCUUUGGAUACAAACAUGUUUUGCCAUUAACAAAUGACGCUGAAAGAUUCAAUGAAAUUGUGAAAGAACAGAAAAUCUCAGCUAAUAUAGAUACUCCAGAGGGAGGAUUUGAUGCAAUUAUGCAGGCAGCUGUUUGCAAGGAAAAGAUUGGGUGGAGAAAUGACUCUCUACAUCUGCUGGUGUUUGUGAGUGAUGCUGAUUCCCAUUUUGGGAUGGACAGUAAACUGGCAGGGAUUGUUAUUCCAAAUGAUGGGCAUUGUCACUUGGACCACAAUAAUGAAUAUUCCAUGUCAACAGUUUUGGAGUAUCCAACAAUUGGCCAACUAACAGACAAGCUUGUGCAAAAUAACGUUUUACUAAUUUUUGCUGUAACAAAGGAACAAGUUUACUUCUAUGAGAAUUAUGCCAAACUUAUUCCUGGAGCUACUGUUGGACAACUUCAGAAAGAUUCUGGAAAUAUUCUCCAAUUGAUCAUUGAUGCAUAUAAGGAGCUACGAUCUGAAGUGGAGCUGGAGGUGUUAGGAGACACAGAAGGACUCAAUCUCUCUUUCACGGCAAUCUGUAACAAUGGUUCCAUUUUUCCACACCAGAGGAAAUGUUCCCAUAUAAAAGUAGGAGAGACAGUCUCUUUCAACAUGACAGUAAGCCUACCUACCUGUGAAAAAAGGCGGAGGCAGAUUGUAAUAAAGCCUGUGGGCCUGAGUGAUGCCCUGGAAAUUGAUAUUCAGCUGGAAUGCAGCUGUAACUGUCAGAAAGAGGCUGAGAUGAACAGUUCCAAAUGCAGCAAAGGAAAGGGCUCUUUUGAGUGUGGUGUGUGUGCCUGCAACCCUGGCUACAUGGGUCCUUAUUGUGAAUGUAAUGAAAACUCCCUGAGCACAAAUUCCUGUAAAAGGUCUCCAGAGCAGAGCUCCUGCAGUGGGAGAGGCGACUGUUACUGUGGGCAGUGUAUUUGCCAUUUCUCAGUGUAUGGAAAUAUUUAUGGGCUAUACUGUGAAUGUGACAAUUUCUCUUGCGUGAGAUUUAAAGGACUGCAAUGUGGAGGUAAUGGUGAUUGUGACUGCGGUGAAUGUGUAUGCCACAGGGGAUGGACUGGUGAAUACUGUAACUGCACAACUGACACUAACUCCUGUGUUUCUGAGGAUGGAAUACUGUGCAGUGGAAGAGGUGAAUGCAUUUGUGGAACAUGUGUUUGCACAAAUCCCGGGGCCUCCGGUAGCACGUGUGAAAGAUGCCCUACAUGUGGUGAUCCUUGUAAUUCCAAACGGAGCUGCAUAGAAUGUCACUUGGCUUCUGAUGUCCAGUCACAGGCAGAAUGCAAUGAAAAAUGUAGAUUAGUUGAUGCAACUGUCAACAGUGCAGAAGAUUUCUCAAAGGAUAAAUCUAUUCCCUGCUCUUUACAAGGGGAAAAUGAAUGUGUUACUACAUUUCUAAUGGCUACAGAUGAACAGGGAAGGACAAUCAUUCAUAGCAUAAAGCAGAAAGAUUGCCCACAACCUCCAAACAUUCCGAUGAUAAUGUUGGGUGUUUCUCUUGCUAUCCUUCUGAUUGGCAUUGUUCUACUUUGUAUAUGGAAAUUGCUAGUUUCUUUUCAAGACCGAAAAGAGGUUGCCAAGUUUGAAGCAGAAAGAUCAAAGGCCAAAUGGCAAACGGGAACAAAUCCCCUGUACAGAGGCUCAACAACUACAUUUAAAAAUGUAACUUACAAGCACCAAGAAAAGCAAAAAGUGGACAUUACUGCAGAUUUCUAUUAGCACUUCAGACACUGGAAAAUUAGUUUUACUGACAAGAAAUAUAAAAGCACUAUUUUGUUUCUAUUUCUUUAUAACUGGUUACAUGGAUGUUUAUUAGCACAUCUUAGUGAUAUAAUUCAGCUAGAGCAAAUAUAUUUUGUGUGUAUUGAAGGUACUGUAGAUAAUUUUUAGUCAUACAGCAGUUAAGAGGAACAUUACAAAGAAAUACACUUAACAGUCAGACCCACAAAUUAGUCUUAAAGAAGAAAGCACUGAAGAUUUCUGUGGAAUUUGCUCCACAAAUAGAAUAAAAAUUCACCAUCAAUAAGCACAUUUUGAUGAGUCUAACUUGUAUUUGCUAUUUAUGGUGAAUUUGACUUUACGUUGUUCAUGCUACAAUGCCACACAUAUGGUGCAUGCCCAAACACAAUCAGUCUACCCUGUUGGCUUGCAUAAAAUAAAAGAUAGGAAUUUAUGAAUGACGAGACUAAUGCAAGCAGGGCUAGAGGAUCCUGAUGCCAAACUAUGGGCCUGGACAGUGAUUUAAUCAGAAACAACUGAAUAUAUAGCCUAGCUUACAUGGAUCCAAAGCUUACAAAAAUAUCUCCUCAACCUCUUUGCCUUUCCCUCUUUCUUUGCCUGUCCCCUUCCCUGCCCGUGACUCUUCUCCCUUUGGUGUUCUACUCUUUUCUUUAAGGACCCAUCCUAAGGCACUGCCAAAGGUGAAUCCUGUUUAAACACAGCCAGAUCAUUUCCUCCUCUUUCCUCUGAGUUCUAGUGGAGAGGUUCUUGCACAAAAUAGAAAUGUUUGUCAUAGUUCAGAAAACUCAACAGAGCAGCUUUAAACCUGAAGAUGACCCUGAGGGUUCUGAAAAAUCUACCUCCUGUGCAGAGAUCCCACACAAGGCCUAUACACCACUUAAUCCUAAGUAGGCUUCAAGAUACGCUUAGGAGCUGCACAGGCUAUUGUGCAAGCCCUUUGCAUAGAAGAGAAUUUAAUACAUAAGGCACAUUUGUAAUUAUCAUACCUAUAAUAGCAUUGUUCUGUGGAUACCAUACACACAAAUGAUGAGAUUCUUAGGUGUCCAUAGCAGCAGCGUAUUCUAACCUGCAAGUCCAUUUAUUCUAGUACAAAAGAAUAUAUUUGGCCUUUUGGGGCAGUUUUUCAAAAUAAGCUGUUAAUGAUUACUAAUUCCACUUGGUAUUCCUGGCAGUGACUUUAAUAAGGACCUUAAAAAGUCAGUUUUUAACUAGAGUUGCUAACUACUUGCCAUAGACCCUUAGUCAAAAAUGCUAAUGGCAUGCACAGUACUGAAAAAAAAUAGCUGAUGUGAUAACAUGUUAAUGACACUAUCAAGAUUUUUUUUAGAGUGAAAAAAAUACUGUAUUGAGCUAGGUAUUAGUUUCUUCUGAAAUGUUUUAACCUUCUGGAAUCCACGGUAAAGAGAUUCAGAGUGCAGACUAUUUUUACGACAGACACAUAUGCCAUCUGAAAAUAUUUUUUAAAAACUGUGAUAACCUAUUGACAAGCUAACAAAAAUUAUAUUUUUCUCUUCAUUAAACCAAAAUUUUGAUCUAAAAAUCCUUUUAGGUGACCAUUUUGAAAUAAAUAUUUAUUCCAACAGCAUGUGCAACUUCAAGCUUUUAUGUCCAUACAUUGCAAAUACAAGAUGUGGUGUGAAUUGAUUUAUCAUGUAGCUCUGACUCAAACCUGUUUUUCUGGGCCUGAUCCAAAGUCUACUGCAGUCGAUUGGUAACGAUGGAUGAGCCUUUAAUAAAAACAGAUGUCCAUUGUUCUGCGAUCGUCACCUCUCUCUAUUUGAAUGGCAGAAUAUCUUUUAAACAGCUUGAAAUCAGUUCAAGUUGUUCUACCUCAGUAACCAGACUUCAGACUAAAUUCCAACACAUCAGAAUGAUGUAUAUAUUGCUCUGAAACUUACAGCACAUAUAUUUUAUUUUAUUUGUUAAAAUCUCAGCUCUUUCUCCAAAAUAGUUACAAUGGAACCUUGGCUAUUAGUUAAUGGAAGUUCUAUUUGUUUGUUCAGAUAGAAGCUGAUUAACACUAUUCAUUAAUGGACUGGGACCUAUGAUAUAUAUUUGUGUUCAAAGAAACUUUUAAAACAUCUUUAGAAAUAAGAUGAGACAAUAUAACAGCAUGUGAAAUAAUUGCAGUGUGAAAGGCUUACUGUAAAUCUAAUCACUGGAAUAAGUUAAUGAGGCAUCUGUACUUUUCAUUAUUCUUUCACAACUCAUAGUGGAAGCUACGCAUAUGCAGAGGGCCCAGAUCUGCAGUCCUUCCAUUCACUUAACUCAUACUGAAGUCAGUGAAAGUUACAUAUAGCAUGAAAUCAUGCUUCCUUAACCACAUGAAUAGUUCCACUGAGCAAAAUCAUGGCUCCAUUGAAGUCACUGGGAGUUUUGCCAUUGACUUCAAUGGAGCCAGGAUUUUACUCACUGACUUCAAUAGGAUUAUUACACAAGUAAGGAUAGCAGAAUUUGGACCAUGGAAAGAAUGUAAAGGUAAAAUAGAUCUUACUUCUGUGUUUGGUUUUAAAGUAAAAGUAUAAAAUCAGAAUCAUUUUUAAAAGAUUAAAAAGCAUCUUCCGUUUGGUAGCUCUAAAGUAACCAAAUGCCUAUUGUUUUAUUAAACACUUUUUAAGUUAUAUUUCAGAAUGGCUGACUCAAUGGAUCAGUAAUAGCGUCUUUCAUCUUUAGGUCACCAGUUUAUAAAUAGAACAGCUCUGUAGUGUUUGAAUGUUGUUACCCUCUGAACACUGUUCAGUGUCUCCUAAUGCACAGACUGAACUACAGAACUCAUUCAUCCCCUGGCAGGGAGCCCUGUCAGGCCAGAGGCACGUUGGCAAGGCAGUGUGGUGAAGAAGGCUGCUUGUGCUGUACUAGUUCUGUGCAUAGAGGUUUUCAAGGCUCUCAGUCGGGCACUUUUUGCCAGAAUGAAAAUCAAUCAGCUACUUUUUAUAGUAAGAAUUCAUCAGAACAGAGAAAAUACCCAGUCUCACGGAUUAUUUACUGUUAUAAUUAAUGGGCCCCAUUGUGCAAGUCACUAUAUGAGAGUCCCUGCCCUGAAGAGCUUACAUUCUAUAGGAGACGUCUCAAAUACAGAUCAUGCUGAAAGCUAUUUUUAAUUAAAAUAUGUGCUGCAAGCUUCCCAGAGGUCAUAUAGCAUAUUGUAAGAUGUUGAUCAUAGACCAGUGGCAUUUUCCCCAACUCCAGGAGUGGAGUUUAUCCUUUUAGUUGGAUGGUAAUAUUUGUUAUCUUGUAGAUACUUUUAGCAAAAUUUUACAACCCUUUUUCCCUUUUUCAAACUCUUGAGUGUCCGUGUGGUGGGGAAGGAGGGGAGGCAGUGAAGAAGAUGGAAAAGUCUUUUUUUUUUGCUGUUGUCAUGGGUGAUGUUUUGACCUAAGGCUGGACCUGGAGAAAGGGCAAAACAUUAUUAAUAGAGGUACUUCUGUUCACUGAAGAGUUAAACUAAGUAAAUAAAAGAAUGUUCAUAACA